Rhodofomes roseus is the source of this 1052-nucleotide messenger RNA. Its product is annotated as 40S ribosomal protein S5-1. Gene Ontology annotation, biological process: translation; ribosomal small subunit assembly. The transcript has 5 exons. The coding region runs from base 93 to 704 and encodes 203 amino acids. The record is from RefSeq and is a predicted model, not a curated record. Gene Ontology annotation, molecular function: rRNA binding; structural constituent of ribosome; mRNA binding. NCBI's taxonomy places the organism in Eukaryota, Fungi, Basidiomycota, Agaricomycetes, Polyporales, Fomitopsidaceae. Gene Ontology annotation, cellular component: cytosolic small ribosomal subunit; ribosome.
GACCCGGUAAGCGCAGGCGGCAUACUUGCUUGUCGUCGAACGUCCCAUCCCCGACACUCCCUCGCGGUCGCCUCAAGACUCACGACAUCAAAAUGGCCGCGGUAUCAGCUCUCCCCAAGGAUCUCUCCAAGCUUAACGGCGAAGUUAAGCUCUUCGGCAAAUGGGAAACCCAGGAUGUUGAGGUGAAGGACAUCUCCCUCACGGACUACAUCCAGAUCCGCCACGCUGUGUUCCUCCCCCACACCGCCGGCCGCUACGCCAAGAAGCAGUUCAAGAAGGCGCAGAUGCCCAUCGUCGAGCGUCUUGUCGACAGCCUGAUGAUGAAGGGCCGCAACAGCGGCAAGAAGCUCCUUGCCGUCCGGAUCGUCGCGCACGCAUUCGAGAUCAUCCAUCUCCUUACGGACCAGAACCCCAUCCAGGUCCUCGUCGACGCUAUCGUGAACACUGGUCCCCGUGAGGACUCGACGCGUAUCGGUUCUCAGGGUACCGUCCGGCGUCAGGCCGUCGAUGUCUCCCCCCUGCGCCGGGUGAACCAGGCGGUUUCCCUCUUGACCACCGGCACGCGCGAGUCCGCGUUCCGUAACGUCAAGUCGGUUGCGGAGUGCUUGGCUGAUGAGCUCAUCAACGCGGCGAAGGGCUCAUCCAACUCAUAUGCCAUCAAGAAAAAGGACGAGCUCGAGCGUGUUGCGAAGUCCAACCGGUAAGGCGGAUCGGAGAGGCGCCGUGGCUGGCUAUGGGUCUACUGCAUGUUUUCUCUCUAUUGCUAUCACUAUCAUGACGCUCCAUGUUGCCCAUUUGAAUGCUUAUGGCGAUGCUCUUGACGAACCGGACGGGCUUGAUCACCAAAAGCAAGUGCGGUCUCGACCAUCCCGGCGUCUUCGGGCCGCCGCAUCAGACAGCAUGUCCGGUGUCUGCCGCAUUGCAAGUGCUAGCAGUUUGUGUCUGCGAUUUUGUACCCCCAUUCGGAUGUAAGACGUCAAGCGAAUCGGGCGCGUAACGCUAGUUUCCGUUGCGUAAAGCCGUCGUAACGCAGUUACGUUCACGGUGCCCUC